AUGGAGGAAGCGGGCCCACAUCACCAUACGGCGGGACCCCGUCAGGAGAAUGUCAAUCCUCACCAAGCGGAGUCGAGGGGCUCUCAGCAUGGUGACCCUCGAGAGGGUCCCGAACAGGGAGAAGCCCACGAAAGGAGUGUACGUACAACUCAUACAACCAGAAUUCACUCUCAUGGGAAAAGUCAUGUUUCCCAUGCAGAGCGUGAAGGGGAUUUACAACGUGAGAUUGCGGACCUGAAGAGAGAGUUGCGCCGUACGCGGACAGAGCGUUCCCCACCUCGCUCCGAACUAUCGUCGGAGGAGUCGGAUGGAGCUAGUUAUAGGCAGAGAUCCAGAACUCCACCAAGUGAGACUUUUUCCUAUGAGGAGGAACGUCGCCGUCGACGUAGGCGCAGAGCCUCACCUAGCAGGGGCUUGGGUAACGAGGCAAUGAACAAGGCCCUGAGUCAGAUUUCUAAGUCACCCUUUACGAAGAACAUUGAUGAUGCCAUUCAUCCUCGGCGAUUCAAUCAGCCGACUUUCUCUUUGUAUGAUGGCCAUUCAGAUCCGGUCGAGCAUGUAAGCUAUUAUAGCCAGAAGAUGGCUAUUUAUUCGAGGGACGAUGCUUUGAUGUGCAAAGUUUUCUCGUCGAGUUUGGGCCUGACGGCGAUGAAGUGGUUCAACGGCUUAAGAGCCAAUUCUGUGGGAUCCUUUAAAGUGCUGACUCGGGCUUUUGGCGCUCGAUUUAUUACUUGCAGCAGGACUCCUCAGCCGUUGGGAUCUUUGUUGGCCUUGUCCAUGCGCGAGGGGGAGACCCUCAAGAAUUACUCAGAUAGGUAUUGGGAAAUGUUUAAUGAAAUUGAGGGAAAUGAAAUUGAGGGAAAGAACGAUGAUGUGGCUAUAACUACUUUCAAAGCCGGCCUCCCAGCUGACCAUGGUUUGAGGAAGUCCCUGACGGGUAAACCUGUCACCAGCAUCUGUCAACUGAUGGAUAGGAUAGACAAGUACAGGAGGGUAGAGGAGGAUCAACUUCAGGGAAGAGGGAAGGCUAAAGCGAUCCCUCAGGAGAGGAGGGACUUUAGGCCGGACCGUUAUAACAACAACCGACCACGGAAGGACUUUGGUGGGCAGUCGGGCUCGGCGGACGCUCAGGUGGUUAAUGCUGUGUUUCGAGAGCCAGUACAGCAAGUUUUGGAAAAGAUAAAGAAUGAGCCAUUCUUCAAGUGGCCUAACAAGAUGGCGGGAGAGCCCAGGAAACGUAACCCGAACUUGUACUGUCAUUAUCAUCGAGAUCAUGGGCAUACGACAGAUAACUGCAGGAAUCUAUGGGACCACUUGGAGCAACUGGUCCAAGAAGGGAAAUUGAAGCAACUCCUGCAUCAUUCUAGUGCGAGAGCGAGCCAAGCAGGUUUAGAGGGGAGGGGGGACGCCUCAUCGAGACCCCCUCUUGGUACUAUUAACGUUAUCUUUGCGGCUCCAGGAAGGACCGGAUCUUGCCCUUCUAAAGUGUUAUCAGUAUUCCGGCCCCCGGCCGAGGAUCAUCCUCAAGCUUCGAAGAGAGCCAGGGUGCGUGUCCCCUUAGUUUUGGGCUUUUCGGAUGAGGACAUGGCUGGGACCAUACAGCCCCACGAGGAUGCCUUGGUAGUGACGUUGAGGAUUGGAAGGUAUGAUGUCAGAAGGGUGAUGGUCGAUCAAGGUAGCGUUGUGGAUGUAAUGUAUCCAGAUUUGUACAAGGGGCUCGGUUUGAAGCCCGAGAACUUGACUACAUACAACUCUCCUCUGGUAAGUUUUGAGGGAAGGUUGGUUGUUCCUAAAGGACUGAUUCGGUUGCCUGUGCAAGCAGGUACAGACGUGGUGGAGGUGGAUUUUAUUGUUGUGGAUGUUUUCUCCCCGUACACAGCCAUUAUGGGCAGACCUUGGUUACAUACCCUUAAAGCGGUGUCGUCUACGCUGCACCAGAAGGUGAAGUACCCAUCUGGGAACCAAGUGUUGGAGAUAAUAGGGGAUCAGGCGAUGGCUCGGCAAUGUCAGGUAGCGGCUAUACAGCAUCGGCCAGAGGCAGAGGCCUCGGCCACGGCCGACAACGAGUCAUAG
Molecule: messenger RNA, 2073 nt
Organism: Quercus lobata
Lineage: Eukaryota; Viridiplantae; Streptophyta; Magnoliopsida; Fagales; Fagaceae
Exons: 1
Coding region: 1-2073 (690 amino acids)
Source: RefSeq, a predicted model, not a curated record